Molecule: messenger RNA, 2014 nt
Organism: Vigna angularis (adzuki bean)
Lineage: Eukaryota; Viridiplantae; Streptophyta; Magnoliopsida; Fabales; Fabaceae
Product: CBL-interacting serine/threonine-protein kinase 6
Exons: 1
Coding region: 374-1690 (438 amino acids)
Biological process (GO): signal transduction; protein phosphorylation
Molecular function (GO): ATP binding; protein kinase activity
Source: RefSeq, a predicted model, not a curated record
UUAUAAAGAAGAACCGGAAGCGCAGAGAAUGAAGGAAACAAGAGAGAAACAGGGAAACAGGGAGGGAGAGAGCGAUUGAGUAAUUGGGAAAAAUCAAGCGAGUGGUUGUUUUUGGUCCCGGAAGGACCAGGGAAUGAAUAGAGAUGAUAGGUUUUCGGCUGAAGAGAACUGAGCUAAGUGGCCAAGCCAAACGCAGAAUCGGCGGCAGAAAUUGCCACCGGAAGCACGUCGAAGACGGGUGAACUAGCCCACCAUUUCUCUUCAAUUUCCCUUCCCCAACCCAAAUCUGUAAGAUACCACUUCUGUAUUGUAAUUCGCAGCACUGCUAGUACUAGUAGAAGUAAAAGGAGUAGUAGUGUUUUUCUAUAUUUUGAUGAUGGCUGAGAAAACCAGCAGCGGCGAGGCUAAUAACUCCCUGUUGCUCCACGGGAAGUACGAGCUAGGGCGGCUACUGGGUCACGGAACGUUCGCCAAGGUGUACCACGCGCGGAACCUCAAGAGCGGAAAGAGCGUGGCCAUGAAGGUGGUGGGGAAGGAGAAAUUGAUUAAGGUGGGGAUGAUGGAGCAGAUGAAAAGGGAGAUCUCGGCCAUGAACAUGGUCAAGCACCCCAGCAUCGUUCAGCUCCACGAGGUCAUGGCCAGCAAGUCCAAGAUCUACAUCGCCAUGGAGCUCGUGCGCGGCGGCGAGCUCUUUAACAAGAUCGCCCGCGGCCGUCUCAGGGAGGACACGGCGCGCCUCUACUUCCAGCAGCUCGUCUCCGCCGUCGACUUCUGCCACAGCCGUGGCGUCUACCACCGCGACCUCAAGCCGGAGAACCUCCUCCUCGACGAGGAGGGCAACCUCAAAGUCACCGACUUCGGCCUCAGCACCUUCUCCGAGCACCUCCGCCAGGACGGCCUGCUUCACACCACUUGCGGCACCCCGGCCUACGUGGCGCCGGAGGUCAUCGGGAAAAAGGGCUACGACGGCCCCAAGGCUGAUAUCUGGUCUUGCGGUGUAAUCCUCUAUGUACUCCUCGCAGGGUUUUUACCCUUCCAGGAUGACAACUUGGUCUCCUUGUAUAAGAAAAUUUACCGCGGUGACUUCAAGUGCCCGCCGUGGUUUUCAUCCGAGGCACGCCGCCUCAUUACGAAGCUCCUCGACCCGAACCCGAAUAACCGAAUAACGAUUUCCAAGAUCAUGGACUCGUCCUGGUUCAAAAAGUCGGUUCCGAAGGACGUGAUGGGAGCGAAGAGAGAAGAGUUGGAUUUGGAAGAGAAGAUUAAGCAGUUAGAAGAAUCUAAGUCCACCACGAUGAAUGCUUUCCAUUUAAUUUCGCUUUCGGAGGGGUUCGAUUUGUCGCCCUUGUUCGAGGAGAAGAAGAAGGAGGAGAAGGAGAUUCGGUUUGCGACCACACGCACCGCGAGUAGCGUGAUCUCACGGCUGGAGGAGGUGGCGAAGGCGGUGAAGUUUGACGUUAAGAAAAGCGAGAGCAAAGUGAGGUUGCAGGGUCAACAGCGGGGUCGGAAAGGGAAGCUUGCAAUUGCUGCGGAUUUAUACGCCGUGACGCCGUCGCUUUUGGUGGUGGAGGUGAAGAAGGACAACGGUGAUACCUUGGAGUACAACCAGUUCUGCAGCAACCAACUUCGUCCUGCGCUUAAAGACAUCGUUUGGAGGACUUCCCCUUCUGAGAAUCCUACACCUGUUUGAACCGACACUCCCAUUGUUGCGUCUUGCUCCUUAGAGACAUUCAAUUUCGUUCGUUCUGCUGUGUUUGUUUGUUUGUUCAUUAUUGUUUGAAGUGAGAUUUGAGAGACACUAUUGAAUUAUUUGCUUGCUUCUUGUUCCAAAUCUGUGUUUGGGGCUUUGGGUAUGAGUCCAAUGCAUGUGUUGCAUUAACCUGAAUGGGCAAUUCCGGAAAAUAAAGAUAAUGAACAGGAAUCGACAUGAAGGUGUCGAAGUAAAUGUGCUGUGGAUGAUGUUGUUCUUAUGUUGCCGUCAUUGUCAAUGUUUGCAAAUUGAUUGGUGUGCUCA